UCCACUUGCCGUUUCUGCAACUGAUCUGGAGGCAACACACAGCCCUGGUAUCUCAAACGUGGCUACAGAAACUAUGCCCCCAACGAAUGAGUCUCCAAACCACGAUCACUCACUUGGAUUUACCUGACCCUGUCCCACAGCAGGGCGGUUUGUACAACGGACCUGGCUACUGCUGAUUAUAUAACCGUUCCAGUUUGGUUUUAGAUCAGUGUUAACCUUGAUGAAGUGGAUAGCCAAGCACCUCAGUGGUCUACAGUACAGGAGAAAUAAAUUCUGAAGCUCACGGAUUCUGUGACAGUCAAAGACAAGCACUGAAUUGUUCUAACCUCAUUUCCAACACCUGGCCCAUAGCCUUGCAUGGCUUGGAUAACACUUGCACAUUUAAAAAAAAUGUAAGGAUGAUGAUUGUGAUGUUGGUAACUGGAAAGCCUCCAUUGUUGGAGGACGAGAAGCCGUAUCUAAUUGAAGCAGCACGGGCUUUUGCGAUGACUGUGGAAACCACUGCUUAUGCCUUGCUUCAAGCAUUGUCAAGGAAUGAUUUUGACUAUGCAACACCGAUUGCGAGGUGGCUAACGAUGCAACAGAACUAUGGUGGUGGAUUUCACUCGAUGCAGGUAAUUCUUCUGAUUUUAAAUUCACCGGAUCACCUUACAUGUCCCCAGUCUCUGUUAAUUCUGCUCAGGAAUUGUGUGCCGAAAUGCUCCUUCUCACAUGUAAAAGGUGAUGUGAAUUUCUUGUUUAACACCUGACAAUUGCUGUCCAGUUCAAACCAUACAUUUGCCUCUUCAUCCCUCAUGAGACCUGGUUUUCCCUGGAUUUUCUCUUUCGCUCUGAGACACUUGUAGAAGAUUUUGAGAUUCUCCCUGAUCCUAAUCCUGGUCACCAGCGUUCUGUUGCCCUCUAUUUGUUCUCUUAAUUGCUAUGACAAGA
Stegostoma tigrinum is the source of this 930-nucleotide messenger RNA. Its product is annotated as complement C5-like. The coding region runs from base 399 to 749 and encodes 116 amino acids. The transcript has 4 exons. The record is from RefSeq and is a predicted model, not a curated record. Lineage: Eukaryota; Metazoa; Chordata; Chondrichthyes; Orectolobiformes; Stegostomatidae.